Messenger RNA from Elephantulus edwardii (Cape elephant shrew), 4067 nucleotides. RefSeq names its product fragile X mental retardation 1 (gene FMR1). The coding region runs from base 199 to 1779 and encodes 526 amino acids. The transcript is spliced from 15 exons. Gene Ontology annotation, molecular function: translation regulator activity; mRNA 3'-UTR binding; protein homodimerization activity. Gene Ontology annotation, cellular component: dendritic spine neck; dendritic spine; axon. The record is from RefSeq and is a predicted model, not a curated record. NCBI's taxonomy places the organism in Eukaryota, Metazoa, Chordata, Mammalia, Macroscelidea, Macroscelididae. Gene Ontology annotation, biological process: central nervous system development; regulation of modification of synaptic structure; positive regulation of translation.
GUAAAGGAUGUUCAUGAAGAUUCAAUAACAGUUGCAUUUGAAAACAACUGGCAGCCUGAGAGACAGAUCCCAUUCCAUGAUGUGAGAUUCCCACCACCCGUAGGUUAUAAUAAAGAUAUAAAUGAAAGUGAUGAAGUUGAGGUUUAUUCCAGAGCAAAUGAGAAAGAACCUUGCUGCUGGUGGUUAGCCAAAGUGAGGAUGAUAAAGGGUGAGUUUUACGUGAUAGAGUAUGCAGCAUGUGAUGCUACGUACAACGAAAUUGUCACAAUUGAACGCUUACGAUCUGUGAAUCCCAACAAACCUGCCACAAAGGAUACUUUCCAUAAGAUCAAACUGGAUGUGCCAGAAGAUUUAAGACAAAUGUGUGCCAAAGAAUCGGCACAUAAGGACUUUAAAAAAGCAGUUGGCGCCUUUUCUGUAACCUAUGAUCCAGAGAGUUAUCAGCUUGUCAUUUUGUCCAUCAGUGAAGUCACCUCGAAGCGAGCACAUAUGCUGAUUGACAUGCACUUUCGGAGUCUACGCACCAAGUUAUCCCUAAUUCUGAGAAAUGAAGAAGCUAGCAAACAGCUGGAGAGUUCAAGGCAAUUGGCCUCCAGGUUUCAUGAGCAGUUUCUUGUCCGAGAAGAUCUGAUGGGUCUAGCUAUUGGUACACACGGUGCUAACAUUCAGCAAGCUCGAAAAGUCCCCGGGGUUACUGCUAUCGAUCUUGAUGAAGACACCUGCACAUUUCAUAUUUACGGAGAGGAUCAAGAUGCAGUGAAAAAGGCUAGAAGCUUUCUUGAAUUUGCUGAAGAUGUCAUCCAAGUUCCAAGAAACUUAGUAGGCAAAGUAAUAGGAAAAAAUGGAAAACUGAUUCAAGAGAUUGUGGACAAGUCAGGAGUUGUAAGAGUGAGAAUUGAGGCCGAAAAUGAAAAAAAUGUUCCACAAGAAGAGGAGAUUAUUCCACCAAAUUCCCUAUCUUCCAAUAAUUCAAGGGUUGGACCUAAUCCUUCUGAAGAAAAGAAACACUUAGAUAUAAAGGAAAACAGCGCCCAUUUUCCACAACCCAACAGUACAAAAGUCCAGAGGGGUAUGGUACCAUUUGUUUUUGUGGGCACAAAGGACAGCAUUGCUAAUGCCACUGUUCUUUUGGAUUAUCACCUGAACUAUUUAAAGGAAGUAGACCAGUUGCGUUUGGAGAGAUUACAAAUUGAUGAGCAGUUGCGACAGAUUGGAGCUAGUUCUAGACCACCACCAAAUCGUACAGAUAAGGACAAAGGCUAUGUGACUGAUGAUGGUCAAGGAAUGGGUCGAGGUAGUAGACCUUACAGAAAUAGGGGGCACGGCAGACGCGGUCCUGGAUAUACUUCAGGAACUAAUUCUGAAGCAUCAAAUGCUUCUGAAACAGAAUCUGACCACAGAGACGAACUCAGUGAUUGGUCAUUAGCUCCAACAGAGGAAGAGAGGGAGAACUUUCUGCGCAGAGGAGACGGGCGACGGCGGGGCGGCGGAGGAAGAGGACAGGGAGGACGAGGGCGUGGAGGAGGCUUCAAAGGAAACGACGAUCACCCUCGAACGGAUAAUCGUCCACGCAACCCAAGGGAGGCUAAAGGAAGAACAGCAGAUGGAACCCUUCAGAUCAGAGUUGACUGCAAUAAUGAAAGGAGUGUCCACACUAAAACAUUACAGAAUACCUCCAGUGAAGGUAACCGGCCGCGCACGGGUAAAGAUCGUAACCAGAAGAAAGACAAGCCGGACAGCGGGGAUGGUCAGCAGCCACUCGUGAAUGGAGUCCCCUAAACUGCAUUAUCCUCAAGUUAUAUUUCCUAUACCAUUUCCGUAAUUCUUAUUCCAUGUUAGAAAACUUUGUUAGGCCAAAGACAAAUAGUAGGCAAGAUGGCACAGGGCAUGAAAUGAACACAAAUUCUGUUAACUUUCUGUUGCUGUUGUUGUUAUUGGCCAUAGCAACAAUUUUCAGAUUUGCAUACAAAAAUACCUUGAAUCCUAAAAUACUGCUUUGAGUCUACUCCUGGACUCUAGCACUUCUGGACAAGACUUUUGUUUGUUGUGGUUUUUGGGUUUUUUUAAGUACUAAGCUCCUUGUUCAUUUGGUCCAUUUUCCUGCAAUGACUUGGUAACUCACCAAGACAUUUCAGUUUUUCUAAAUAAAUAGCAUUUAUGGAAAUAUUAGACUUCUGUUUUCAAUGUCCUAUAGAAGUCACCGUGAAAUGCUAUGUCAUUUCAUGUCCUGUGUCAGUUUAUGUUUUGGUCCACCUUUCCAGUAUUUUGGUGGGCCCUGAAAUGUGUGUGAUGUGACAUUUGUCAUUUUCAUUAGCAAAAAAAGUUGUAUGAUCUGUGCCUUUUUUAUAUCUUGGCAGGUAGGAAUAUUAUAUUUGGAUGCAGAGUUCAGGGAAGAUAAGUUGGAAACACUAAAUGUUAAAGAUGUAGCAAACCCUGUCAAACAUUAGUACUUAUAGAAGAAUGCAUGCUUCCCAUAUUUUUUUUCCUUACAUAAACAUCAGGUUAGGCAGUAUAAAGAAUAAGAUUUGUUUUUGUUUUUGUUGCACUGAAGUUCAACAAGUAGUGUUAUUGAAGGGAUGUGUAAUUUUUCAGUUUAGACAGGAGAAGAAGUAACUGUCUUCAUUUGAAAGCAAGUUAACUGUUUUGACUAGGUUGAAAGUUGGGAGGGUAUGCCUGCUCUUUGGCCUGAUGACCAAUUUUAACGUAGAGCCUUUUUUCCCCCUUCCCCAAGUUUUGUGAACUUUUUCAUAUUUUCAUUUCAAGCUUAUUUUGGGGAGAUAGGAAGGUCAUUUCCAUGUGUGUAUAAAUAAUCCUGUGAAGUACAGAUACUUUGUCUAAGAAACAUUGGAAGCAGGCCAAAUGUUUUGUAGAGUUUGAAAUACAAGGUUUAAUGUAUAAGCAGAAUUGGAAAGCAGAUUAGACUUGAUUAACAAAUAAUCCGUUUUUCUUCCCCUUUUUGUUAUUUUUGGGGGUCUUUUUUUUUUAAGUGUGUUGGGUUUCAGUUUUGUUUUUUAUUUUGUUGAGCAAAAGAAUGAAAUUUACUGAGGAAAAAAUAUGUGAAGGACCUUCAAAGAUGUUAUAUUUUUCUUAAAAAAAUAAAUAAAAAUAACUCCGAGUUAGGGGUACUGCUGAAUCUGUACAGAGCCGUACAAACUGAUGUUCUGCCUCUGAUGUAUUUUGUGAGUUUGUUUCUUUGAAUUUUCAUUUUACAAUUACUUUUCCUUGCAUACAAAUAAGCAUAUAAAAACGGCAACAAACUGCACAUGAUUUAACAAAUAUUAAAAAAAGUCUUUUAAAAGUAUUGCCAAACAUUAAUGUUGAUUUCUAGUUAUUUAUUUGGGGAAUGUAUAGAUUUUGAAAACAGAAAUUGGUACCUUGCACACAUCAUCUGUAAGCUGUUGGGUUUAAAAUACUGUAGAUAAUUAACCAAGGUAGAAUGACCUUGUAAUGUAACUGCUCUUGGGCAAUAUUCUCUGUACAUAUUAGCUACAACAGAUUGGAUUUUAUGUUGACAUUUGUUUGGUUAUAGUGCAAUAUAUUUUGUAUGCAAGCAGUUUCAAUAAAGUUUGAUCUUCCUCUGCUAAAUUGAUGUUGAUGCAAUCCUUACAAAUGAUUGCUUUUAAAAUUUUAAGGUAGGAAAAGACAUCUAUAGAAAGUGUUCUGUUACAAAAGUUAACUGUUACCAUUGGAAAUUUCCCAUCAUAGGAAGUUAGCUGUUCUCUACCAGUUUUCAAGAACUUAAUAUUGUUUAAGAAAGUGAACAAAAAAUCAACAGAAUGGUAUAAAAAUACAUUGUACCAUUAUAAUAUGCACUAAGUCUAUUUUUUACAAAGGCUGACUUCAGCAAGGCGCUAACUUGCUUAAAUGUGAAUUACUAACUUCUAAAACUGUAAUUUGAUUCACGUUUUCAAAUGGAGUUGAAGUUGAUUCAUAUUACAAUAUUUGUGUGCUAAACGUGUAAUGUUUUUCAGUUCAAAGUCAUGAUGUUUUUAAAAUCUUAUUAAAGUUUCAGAACUCUGAAGAUUGUUUAUCUAGAUGUAAAUUUUUAUUAAAAAGUUGCACUUAUG